This is a messenger RNA of Aspergillus lentulus, 1473 nucleotides long. Its product is annotated as putative transporter C1002.16c. The record is from RefSeq and is a predicted model, not a curated record. Gene Ontology annotation, molecular function: transmembrane transporter activity. Gene Ontology annotation, biological process: transmembrane transport. Lineage: Eukaryota; Fungi; Ascomycota; Eurotiomycetes; Eurotiales; Aspergillaceae. Gene Ontology annotation, cellular component: membrane.
AUGGAGCAUGAGCAGGAAUCAAAGGCGGACGUGGAGUCACCGCCGGCCAGGAUCAAUGAGAGCGUGUCGGAGGACUCGACGCUCGAUGAGAAGAGGGAAAGGCUUCUGAUUCGCAAAAUCGACUAUUACAUUCUGCCCUUGGUUGUUCUUCUCUAUCUGUUUAGCUUUCUUGACAGAGUCAACAUCGGGAAUGCUCGACUGUAUGGUUUGGAAGAGGACCUGGGCCUGGUGGGAAAUCAAUACCAGGUUGCGGUGUCUAUUCUCUUCGUUACAUAUUGUUUGUUUGAGGUACCGUCUAAUCUGGUCAUCAAGAAGCUGAGGCCGUCGCGCUAUCUCGCGUCCAUUGCCGUUAUUUGGGGUGUGAUUGCGACGCUGACCGGCAUCGUUCAAAGCUACGGCGGUUUGAUUGCUUGUCGACUUCUUCUAGGUGUGGUGGAAGCUGGGCUCUUUCCUGGUCUUAUGACAUAUCUGACGCUCUUCUAUUCAAAGAGAGAACUGGCUCUGAGGACGGGGUAUCUCUUCAGCAGCGCAGCCAUCGCGGGAGCCUUUGGCGGGCUUCUAGCGUACGGCAUCGGUUAUAUGGAUGGCAUUAGUGGGCUGAGGGGCUGGCGAUGGAUUAUGAUACUUGAAGGUAUCCCAACUGUCAUCCUUGGCAUCGCAACUUGGUUCGUUCUCGCGGACGAACCCGACACAGCCUAUUAUCUCAACGAAGAGGAAAGAGCGCUUAUUGUCCGCUGCCGCAGUCGCUAUGUCGGACAAACAAUGUCGGCGCAGAAGUUUCACUGGGCAGAUGUCAAAGAAGGCUUCCUGGAUUGGAAGAUCUACGCUUUCAGCAUCGGCCAAUUUGGCGUCGAUACUAUGCUUUACGGCUACAGCACGUUCCUACCGACGAUCAUCAAAGGGAUGGGGUCAUGGUCGAUUCCGGAAGUUCAGGCACUUACCAUUCCCUGCUAUGCGUUGGGUGCACUGGCAUACCUCGCCAUUGCGUGGCUCAGUGAUCGACUCCAGCGUCGCGCAUUGUUCAUCUGCAUUUUCAGCGUCAUCUCUAUGGUCGGCUAUGGGAUUCUUAUCUCCGAUGUCUCUUCCGGCGCGCACUACCUUGGAGCGCUGCUCAUUGCCCUGGGAUUAUAUGUGACAGUUGGUCUACCGCUCGCAUGGCUACCAACUACCCUUCCGCGUUACGGAAAGAGGACGCUGGCGACAGGUAUGCAGCUUACUUUUGGCAAUGUCAGCGGGGUGAUGUCGCCCUUCCUGUACAAAUCAACAGAGGCCCCUCGUUAUGUGCGCGGCAAUGCCGUGACCCUAUCACUGGUCGGAUUCGCGGGCAUCGUAUGGGUUGUAAUGUGGGUGUAUUAUCAUCAUGAGAAUCACCGCAGAGCCAAUGGCCUUGAGGACGAGAAGAUUGCAGGCAUGGCAGAGGAGGAAAUUCAGGAGCUGGGUGAUAAUAGCCCUCGGUUCCGCUACACAACAUGA